Zootermopsis nevadensis is the source of this 5728-nucleotide messenger RNA. The record is from RefSeq and is a predicted model, not a curated record. Lineage: Eukaryota; Metazoa; Arthropoda; Insecta; Blattodea; Termopsidae.
UGCCUGAAGAGGAUGCUGUGACUUAGCAAGAUGGAAGGAAGACCCAUGUUACUCGCAGUGGUACGCUUGCAUUCCUGAGUGGUGGUGAUAGUGGUUACCAUAGUAACAUAUGCAGCUGUGUGAACAAUGCAGCAGCUCAGGACUUACGAGAUGACGGCAUGGCCCGUCCUCGUCCUCCUGCUGAUUAUCAGGACAUCGACACAGGAUCCGGAAGCAGCAGACGGCUUGGUGGAUUUACUUCAUGCAACACGGAUCCACAACCUGCCGCUAGGGGUGAACAAGACAACUGGUAUGUGUACGUCGCGCCCGGGGUCCGAACCCGACGUAGCGUACAGCAUCAGCGAGCGCACGAUCCUCACAGUGCAGACUGCUCAACUCUUCCCCCUGGGGUUCCCGUGGGACUUCUCCCUUCUGCUUGUGGUCAGCCCCACGAAAGGUGCGCGGCGGGCUGCAUUCUUCACCAUCUACAGUGACACUGGAGACGAGCAGAUUGCUGUGUCCCUGGGCGAUGACAUCACAUUAUUUUAUGAAGAUCCUGACACGAAACCCACCUCGAAGAAGACCAUCAGCUUCGGCGCUGAUAUUAGCGAUGGCAAAUGGCAUCGGCUCGGGUUCAGUGUAAAAGGAGAUGCAGCAACACUAAUUCUAGACUGCAAAAAACAGAUUACAAAAGAGCUGGUCCGACAGACGUCGUCGAAAAUUAGCACGACAGGGAUCAUUCUCAUCGGACAACAGCUUCUGGAUGACAUCCUCUACACGGGAGCCGUGCAACUGUUCAAGAUCUCCCCAACCCCCGACGCUGCGUAUGAAAUCUGCACUUCAUUCGCCCCGGACUGCGACACCGCCAUCGGCGCUACGGAGGCUGUAGAUGACAACAGAGACGAGGAAGAGGAGGACGAAGAGGAGGAUGAGGAGGAAGGAGAGGAAGAAAUCGAAGAAGACUUGUUUCAGAUCAAUGGCACCUCUGACCCACUCGUGGUUACCCAUGAGUACCAACAAAACAUUACUGGCGAGGAAGGUUCUGGAGAUGAGUACACAGGAGUUCAUGGAGGCGAUUCGAGAUACCACUACAUCACAGCAAGGGGCCCUGCUGGUCCCAGGGGCUACAUGGGUCCGCCCGGUGCGCCAGGCCCCCCUGGUCCCAAAGGGCAAAUGGGUAGAGAUGGCAUUGGUGGAAUCAACGGCAUUCCGGGACCUCCAGGCCACGUGUUCAUGAUACCGCUGAACGUGCAGGGAUACGAUAAAGGGCCGGACCAGCAUACGGAGCUGUUCAGACAAAUGCUCUCUCAACACAUGACGGCGAUGCGUGGCAGCGAGGGACCAAUGGGUCUGACUGGAAUACCAGGGCCUGAAGGUCCACCUGGCCCUGAAGGCCUCAAGGGAGAGCCAGGAGAUAUCGGAGAGCCAGGUCCUCGUGGUUUGAGAGGAAUGAUGGGACUUCCAGGGCGAGAAGGACGUCGAGGCCGUCCUGGAAGGGACGGAGAAAGAGGUGUAACUGGACCACCAGGAGCCAAAGGCGAGCAAGGGAUACAGGGUCUGCCAGGUCUGCCAGGCGAAAAGGGAGACAGAGGUCUAACAGGAAGUACAGGGGAACAAGGACUUCCGGGGCAUGACGGAAUGCAGGGUGAAGAAGGUCCACCAGGUUUACCAGGCUUGCCGGGAGAACUGGGUCCGCGUGGUUUUCCCGGACCAAGGGGAUUUCCAGGUUUGCCUGGCCCACCAGGCAUUCCAGGCAGCGAGGGUCCUGUGGGAGCUAAGGGCAACAGUGGGCCGCCUGGACAACCCGGACAACCUGGUCAGGCUGGUCCCGUGGGUCCAAUAGGUUCGCCGGGGCCUCAAGGUCAACUGGGUCCUCCUGGAUUAGCGGGCCCCCAAGGAAAACCGGGAAUACCUGGACUUCCAGGAGCUGACGGAGCUCCUGGCCACCCUGGAAAUCCCGGAAUGCCGGGUGCUAAAGGAGAUAUUGGCUCUCCAGGACCACAAGGACCUGUGGGAUUCCCAGGAUCGCGGGGUGUUAAAGGUGACGAAGGAAAGAGAGGGAAUGCAGGCGACAAAGGGGACAAAGGAGACAGAGGUGCUGAUGGUGAGAAAGGAGACUUAGGAAUGAAAGGAGAGCGUGGACCAAAUGGACCGCCCGGCAUACCGGGUUUAGAGGGUCCUGAGGGACCGAAGGGUUUUGAGGGGCCGCGAGGAGAGACUGGACCACCAGGACAGCCCGGCGAGAAAGGAAAAUUGGGCAUACCGGGAUUUGCCGGGUACCCUGGUCCUCCGGGCGAGAAAGGAGACAAAGGUUCCGAAGGCAAGAACGGCCAGCCAGGAGAAAAAGGAGAUCGGGGUAAUCCAGGACUUCCAGGCGAGCGGGGAGAGGCAGGCCCUAGGGGUUUUCGCGGUUCCAGAGGCAGAAGAGGACUCGAAGGGAUCCCAGGACCUAAAGGUGAUACUGGACAACCAGGCCCGCCAGGACCGCAAGGAGAGACAGGUCCUCAAGGUCCUGAAGGACCCCGAGGAUUUUCCGGACCUCAAGGCCCUCCAGGAACAAACGGAAAGGACGGAGUACAAGGACAGCCCGGAGAAAGAGGACCUCCGGGAGAGCCAGGUCCAACUGGGCCUGCCGGGGCGCCAGGAGUUGUCGGACCGCCAGGCCCUACUGGUGAACCUGGUCCCGUAGGUGAACCUGGAAUUCCAGGUCAACCUGGUCAUCCAGGUGAGCCAGGACAUCCAGGAGAAGCAGGCAAAGAGGGGCAGACAGGACCGGCGGGCCCACAAGGGAAACCAGGCCCUCCAGGUGGACCGGGAUUACCGGGAUUUCCAGGCGAGAGAGGUCUGUCGGGAUUACCGGGCAUGCCAGGUCUGAAGGGUGAUAUGGGUCCCAUUGGUCCUCCUGGACCACACGGAGACAAAGGACAACAAGGAGAUCCUGGCAAAGAAGGACCACCUGGGCCCGAGGGUAGGAAAGGUCCUCAAGGACCACCAGGACCUGCUGGAGCUAAAGGAGAGAGGGGCGAGGCUGGACUUCCGGGAGGGACUGGCCGCGACGGACUGCCAGGACAGAGGGGUCUUCCAGGGCCACCAGGUCCUAUGGGAUCUCCAGGAGAGGAUGGAGACAAAGGUGACUCUGGACCUCCAGGAGAAAAAGGCUUCAAGGGUUCAAGAGGAGAAACGGGACCUCCCGGCCCUCCAGGGCCUCAAGGUCCUCGAGGAGAACCUGGUGCUCUGGGUCCUCCCGGAGAGAAGGGUCCUCCUGGUGAGAUAGGGCGACAAGGAACUAAAGGAGAGGAUGGCCCUGCAGGAGUGGCGGGUCCUGCCGGACCAGCAGGUCCGCAGGGAAUACCAGGACCUCCUGGGAUGAAGGGAGAGAUCGGUGACAUUGGAGCCAAGGGCCCUGAGGGUCCUGCUGGUGCGCCGGGUGAACCUGGUCCUCGUGGGAGUAAGGGCGGCGAGGGGAUUCCUGGACCACCUGGGCCAGAGGGUCUACAAGGUCCAAAAGGAGACCCCGGUAAUCCCGGGCCACCAGGACCAACAGGCAUAGAUGGAAAACAUGGUGAGCGAGGACCCCCUGGACCAAAGGGAGAAGAAGGGAAACCAGGAGUCCAGGGGCCUCCAGGUCCAAGAGGAUCGGUGGGUCCCGAAGGCCCAAAGGGCAGUCCUGGUCCUCCGGGUUUCCCGGGAACUGCAGGAGAGCCCGGUUUAGUGGGACCGAAAGGAGAGCCUGGUAAAGAUGGAGCAGACGGGCGGCCAGGAGAUGCUGGUCCUCCGGGAGAGGCUGGGCCCCCGGGGAAGAUGGGGCCUGUUGGACCGCCGGGCAAAGUGGGAUCUGAGGGACCAGCAGGGCAGCAGGGGAGUACAGGUACUCCUGGUGAAAAAGGGGACAAAGGACCACCAGGACCUCCUGGUUUACAAGGACCGUUAGGACCUCAGGGAGUUCCAGGUUCUCAAGGGUCACCAGGCCUAAGAGGAUCUCCUGGUCCUGCUGUACCUGGAGGGGAAGGUCUUCCUGGGAAAGUCGGAGAGACGGGUCCGAAAGGCCCCAAAGGAGAUCGAGGUCGAAGAGGUCCUAAGGGCCAUCGGGGCGAAUUGGGGACAUCAGGACACAAGGGAGAUAUGGGAGAGAAGGGCGAGCGCGGCAUGAAGGGUCCCACAGGGCCAGAGGGCCCUAAAGGAGAGCCUGGCCUUCAAGGUCCUCAGGGACAAAAGGGUAGCGAUGGUCCACCUGGGCUACCCGGACUUGAAGGACCACCAGGACCGAAAGGCUCUGAGGGUGUCGGGGGAACAAAGGGCGAACAAGGACCUGCAGGACCUCCCGGACCUCCAGGUCCGCCCGGGGAAGCACCAAUGCUUCCCCCUGAACUUCUGUUUCAGCGCGAUACGGACCGCAAGAAGAGGGCCGUGAACCCAGAGAAAGAAAUAGCAAAGAAUAUAACUGAAGAUGUUGGAAAGAAGAACAAAUCUAAAAAGGGGGAUAUAAAAGAAGAUCUUGGUGGCAAGUUCCUGGAUAUGUACAGCUCCAUCUACACAAUGAGGCAAGACCUUGACAGGAUAAGGAAACCUAUUGGGACACGGGAGCAUCCUGUCAGGACUUGCAAGGACCUCUUCUAUGGACACCCUCAAUUUAAAGAUGGAUGGUACUGGAUUGACCCUAACUUGGGCAUGUCAGAUGAUGCUGUGUUUGUUUAUUGCAAUAUUACUGGGAGUGGGGAAACCUGUGUAUUCCCUGACAUGCAUUCCAGUCAUAUGCCCAACAUCCCUUGGAGGAAGGAAGGAGAUACGAAUGACUGGUAUUCAAAUUUACGAGGGGGAUUUAGGAUCACAUACGAAACAAUAGGAGUUGUACAGAUGACAUUCCUACGGCUGUUAAGCCAAGAGGCAUAUCAGAAUUUCACAUACACCUGUAUCAAUUCAGCUGCUUGGUUUAACCCGAAGACCAACAACCAUGACAUGGCAAUAAAAUUGCUGGGUGAAAAUGAGAUUGAAUACGGCACAGAGGGAAUAAGACCCAGUGUUCUAGUUGAUGGAUGCAAGACACGCAAGAGCAAAAGUGAGACAGUUUUCGAAGUACGUACAAAGAUGCUUGGCAACGUGCCUAUAGUCGAUUUCUAUCCAGUAGACUAUGGCUUACCACAUCAAGCAUUUGGGUUUGAGGUUGGGCCAGUGUGUUUCAAGUGACUGUGAAUCCACAACUGUAGACAUUUGAAACGGGCCCUAGAGUAUCCGACCAGUAUCAGAUCAAAGAUGUGAACUCAGUAAAAUGGUGUGCAAUGUGCAGGCAAUUAACAGAAUUUCAGUAUAUUUCCAUAACACACGUAGUCCAAAUAUAUUGUUCUAUUCUUAUCAGCAAGAUAUUAGGACCAAAAAAAACAAACAAUUAUUCAUACUAGUGGUAUAUAAAUUAUUUACAAAUGCUAUUACAUCUUUACACUUACUACUUAAUAAUGAUAGUUUAAAGGUGUUAGUGCACUUAUUUUAUGUGCAUUCCUCACAAAAGUGUUCAUCAAUGCUAAAAUGUCUAGCUUAUAUAUUAUUAAGACUGGAUGAUAUACUUAACUGGAAAAAAUCUCAGAAAUCAUUCACUGCCAUUUUAGAAACCUAUUUCAUAAAAUAAUCUUGUUAUCACAUAAGGAAUAUUAAUUUUUAAUAACAAUAUGAGUUGAUAAGUUAAGAAAUGUCCUCUAGAACUACAUUUUGUACAAAUUUUAUAAAAUAAUUCUGUAUUAAAACUACUUUUAAGAUC